Molecule: messenger RNA, 2006 nt
Organism: Nematolebias whitei (Rio pearlfish)
Lineage: Eukaryota; Metazoa; Chordata; Actinopteri; Cyprinodontiformes; Rivulidae
Gene: tmem69
Product: transmembrane protein 69
Exons: 3
Coding region: 184-918 (244 amino acids)
Source: RefSeq, a predicted model, not a curated record
CCAGACUCAGAGUCGAGAAGAUAGGCAUUUAAUCGAGCAAGGAUAAAAUAACAGCGAUAAAUCCAUAGAUUUAAUUAUCAAACGACCUCUAGUUUAAUUAACUUAGUUGCUGUUGGAUUUAUUUUGUCGUGCCUGAACAAGCCACUUAGAGCACAAAAAAAGUUAAAGACUAACGGAUUAACAAUGAUACGUCUUCCAUGCAGAAGAGGGAUAAUAUCUGGGGUUCUAACGUGGAGAUGUUUCCAGAAGAAAAUCAUGACACCUACGUACACAACACAAACUCUGCUAUUGUGUCGUCCUCAGUCCUCCUCUGUGUUUGUGCCAAACAUAGCAGCCUCCUCCAACAGGCUGCUGAGGAUCAGGCCUGUGAGCUGGGAGACCUCCCGUCUCUGCCAUGGGGACACACAAGACGUCGCACAAAAACAAGACAACGGCAAAGAAAGAUUCACCAUUAAGGCACCCAAACCAGCACUGUACCUCGGUCUUUCGGGACUCAUCCCCUUCCUCUCUGCCCCACUCCUGAUGACAGCCACACAGUCAUUCUACCCUGAAGUAGCAUUUGCUCAGAUGGUUUAUGGAGCAUGUAUUGUAUCCUUUCUUGGAGGUGCUCGCUGGGGAUUUGCCAUUCCAGCUGGAAGUCCUGCUAAACCAAACUGGAUGAACUUGGGUAACAGUGUGGUUCCAUCACUUCUGGCCUGGUUGGCGCUGCUCUGCAAGGACCACAUUACUGAAGGAGCCCUGAUAGUUAUCAUGGGUCUAGGUCUGUCACUAUAUUAUGACCUGGCAUUGCUGCCUGGCUAUCCUGCCUGGUUCAAAGUCAUGAGAACUGUCCUUACACUGGUGGCCACCUUCUCUCUGGUAGCCACACUGGUACUUAAGAAAGUCUACUCUGAGAAAAAACUAAAAACAGAUAAUUAACUUAAUUUUGUAGAUUUAACCAUGCAGAGUUGAUACAUGUAUAUCUUAGUAACAAUGUUUGUUUUAGUUGUUUGCGUUUCACACAGAAUUUGGUAUAUAGGCUACAAGGAGGUCACAAAGGUGCAGAAUUUCAAGUACUUAUUAUUGACUGUCCAAUAAACCAGGGUGUGUGGAGAGUCCAUUCUGGAUGGAGAAAAAUUACAGGGUUGAUUUGUGACAAACAGGUGGCAGCAAAUGUCAAAGGAAAUGUGUACAAGACAGUGAGACCAGCUAUGUUGUGUGGUCUGGAGACUGUGCCAUUGACAAAAAGACAGGAGAACUUGAAGUAGCAGAAAUGAAUAUGUUGAGGUUCUUGGGCAUGACAAAGAUGGAUAAAGAUUAGGAAUGAGAUCAUCAGAGGAGGAAGAUGGAAAAGGAGAUGUAUGGAUGCAAUUAGAGGACAUGGAGGUAGCUGGAGUGAAGACAAGAGUGUGAGAUGGAGGACGACGACUCACUAGUCAUUUCUGACGAGAAGAGCUGAAAAAAAUAAUAGUGACAAGACCUGCCUGCAUAUCGUUCACGUUUCUUUAUCUGAAAAUCAGACGGGCUCUUCACAUACUAACCUCUGAAAUACUUCUUAAAGUCUAUAGGAAACAGAUUUAUUGUGAAACAGAAACUGAACCUUUCUUUCAAGGAUUUUGACAUUGCUGUUUAGGUGCUGACAUGCAGAUGUUGAAAACUGGAAGAAGAAAAACUUUAAACUGGAACUUAUCUAAUGACAUAUUUGUCAGAAAUUACUGCAGGAUGAAGAUGGUUUCAUGGUUGUUGGUUUUGUAAGAUUAAACUACAAAGACCCUAAGCUUCAAAUAUGGCAUUUGAGUAAAAUGGUUUAUUUAAAAGAACAAAACAUUUAUUGAUGAGUAAACCAGAAAAUCAAACCCAAAGCAAGAUACAUUAUCAAAACAAUAAAAUACAUUUCAAAUAAAGUGAAAAAUACUACUUUAAACACAAACUUUGUCAUAGUAUUUUCUAAAAAGUGUUUUUUAGUUUAACAGUGUAAAUGUUGAAUAACUCGGACCAUUUUAUGACAUUUUAACUUGGGAGUUUUA